UAGCAACUGCGGGACCGCGUUGGCGCCGGCCUCCUGGGAGCCACGUUAGUGACAACGGAGCUGCUCAAGGCAGGAGGACUCUGAGCUGAGCAGUGGAAGCUUUCCUGGAUCUGGAGGAAGAGGCAAUCCUUGGAACCCGUGAUGAGCCAUCCUGACUACAAGCUGAACCUCCAGUCCCUGGGGACUCCCAGAGGUGUGUCCUCUGUGGUUGGCCCACAUGGUGUUGGUGCUUCGCCAGGUGACAAAAAGUCAAAGACCAAGACCAUGCGAGGGAAGAAAAAGAGCAUAUUUGAAACCUACAUGUCCAAGGAGGACGUCUCAGAAGGCCUGAAGAGAAGAACACUUAUCCAGGGUAUAUUGAGAAUUAAUCCAAAGAAGUUUCAUGAAGCCUUCAUCCCUUCCCCGGAUGGUGAUCGAGACAUUUUUAUCGAUGGCGUUGUUGCUCGUAAUCGAGCCUUGAAUGGGGAUCUGGUGGUGGUCAGUCUGCUUCCCGAGGAGCAGUGGAAGGUGAGUUAAACUGUCCUUUCCCAAUUACAGACUUCUUAGGGCCUCUUUCCUUCCAAGGCACAUCAGUGAGGCAUCACACACUGAACCAGCCUUGGACACGGAAGGCCCUGUGCUACAGUGGUGUGUUGUCUCAGAAGCAGCCCAUUAAGUGGUUGGGAUGUAGAGGCAUCUGCUGAGCAGACAUUUGGAUUGUCCUCCCUGCUCUGUCCCCUGUCAUCUACCUUUCCUGUCAUAUGCUUUGCACUGGUUUCUCGUAUUCUUUAGGAUAGAAGAAAAGCCUGCAGGGCACAUUCAAACUUGGUAUGUUUUAUUUUCCCACAUCUUAUGCCGCUAGCAGAACUGGAAGGACAAAGCCAUGGAACGGUGACAGUCUCCACACAUUUCUGCCACCUCUACUUGAAAACCCAGUCUAGUCCUGUAGGGUGUGUUUGGUGAUCGGGCUUCCCUUGGCAGACAAAAAUAUUCUCUGUGUGCAUUUUUAUAAAAUAAGGGUGUGGUGGCAGGAGAAAAUGUUUGUAAUACAAGAAAGUUCUGGGUUGUGGUCUCCGUUUAUGUCUGUCAAUUGCAAAAAAAGAAGUAGUUUUAGUUUUGACUAUUAUUUUAAUUUAAACAACAGUAAGUGUUAGGUGUGGGAAUGAUUCUUGUUAAUGAUUUCUUUGAAUUGUCAUGUAGAGCUGGGAAGUCUGAUAUGGUGAAUUCCUGGGUUUCUGGAGCUAGUUAAGCAGAUAAGAAUUUGCAGAAAUAGGUAGCAUUCCCAUAGUCAAUAUACUCAGGCCUCAUAGACACACUUUGUUAUUUUUCUAUUUUACGGUUAAUAUCUUAAAGCAGAAGAGGUAUUGGGCCAGAUAAGCCUUGUCUUUGGUUUUAAAUGAUGUACCCCUGGAACUCUUUUGCUGUUAAUUCUGAGAAUACUUUAAGGUUACUUGGUGGGUGCUUGUAGGAUCAACCGUUGUCCCUAAGCAGUGUUGUGAAGGUCAGUUACAAGGUGUUCCAGAUUACCACUAUCUUACAGGCUUAAAUCAGACCCUGACUCAGGACAGAGCAUGGAGAGCCCAGGAUACAAAGGACUAGUAGCUUCAAAUGAGGUCCUCCC
Molecule: messenger RNA, 1600 nt
Organism: Trichechus manatus latirostris (Florida manatee)
Lineage: Eukaryota; Metazoa; Chordata; Mammalia; Sirenia; Trichechidae
Product: DIS3-like exonuclease 2
Exons: 5
Coding region: 142-516 (124 amino acids)
Biological process (GO): miRNA catabolic process; mRNA catabolic process
Cellular component (GO): P-body
Molecular function (GO): 3'-5'-RNA exonuclease activity
Source: RefSeq, a predicted model, not a curated record